GCGGGUGGGUCUGUCUCCGAAAGUCCCCGAUUCCAAUUUCCCGGAGUCCUAGUAGCCGCGGCGCCGGGUGGCGAGAGACCUCUGCGACCCUCUGUGGUUCGGGGGUGUGGUUGCACAGGCACGAAAGCUCUUCGGAAGUCGCAGUCAGCAGGCGGAGCUCCUCGCCGUAGUUUUCACCGAAGGUUAGCUAGGACCGACAGCCGCCGUUCAUCCCCGCAGAAGAGUCAGGGAUCGGGCUCCGGAUUCCUGGAGCGGUUCUCCCGACACCGGAGCCAAACGGGAGCAGUCCGGAAGGGCGGGAAAAGAAAGUCAUGAGAGAUAUUGUCUGAUGGAUGGAGCCUGCUGACCAAGUGCUUCAUGCUGACUUCACUGGGGGGUGACUGAACAUCUGGUGACCCGAAACUUCCUCUGCUCUUAUUGGGACUAAGGGGACGCCUCUGAGGCUGGGCAGCAAAUCUCUGAGCUCAGGAAUGAGAAGACUGAGUCCUACGCAUGCUAAGUGAUUUCCUCCAGAUGCCUCGUUUCAUAAGGAUCGGAGCCUAGGCCCGCACUCUGUCAGCCUACCACUAAUUCUAAAGGGGCGCCUGGUCAGAAUGGCUGUCGGGUGGUUCUACUUGUCCUUCUAUGCACUGUCGCUGCUGGGCCUGAUGUGCGUCAUCCUUACCAUCUACUGGAUGCAGCUGUGGCAUGGUGGCUUUGCCUGGGAUGGCACCAGCCGCCUCAUGUUCAACUAUCACCCCGUGUUCAUGGUCGCUGGCUCAGUGGUGGUCUACAGUGCUGCAUCGCUGGUGUACCGCCUGCCGCAGUCGUGGGUGGGGCCCAAGCUGCCAUGGAAGAUUGGCCACGCAGUCCUGCACCUGCUGGCCUUCAUCCUGACCGUGCUGGGGCUGGUCGUCGUCUUUCAGUUUCACAACCACGAAAACACCGUCAGCCUCUACUCCCUGCACAGCUGGCUGGGCAUCGUCACCGUCUUCCUUUUUGCCUGCCAGUGGUUCCUGGGCUUUGUCGUCUUCCUGCUGCCGUGGGUGUCCGUGUGGCUGCGCAGCCUCCUUAAACCCAUCCACGUCUUCUUUGGAGCUGUCAUCCUCUUUCUGUCCAUUGCGUCUGUCAUUUCCGGCAUUAAUGAGAAGCUCUUCUUCAGUUUGAACAACAACACCCAGCCAUACUCCAGUCUGCCCAGUGAAGCUGUCUUUGCCAACAGCACUGGGAUGCUGGUCGUGGUCUUUGGGCUACUGGUGCUCUAUAUCCUCCUGGUUUCGUCUUGGAAACGCCCAGAGCCAGGGAUCCUGAGCGAAGGACAGCCCCUGUUGCGUGAUGGGGAGUGAAGCGGGAAGGGCACCCACGAGCAGGUGGAGGUGUUUCCCCCCAGAAGCUCUUCUCUGCCAGGGCCUCCUCUCUGGUUUCGGCAACAGACCAGCUUUGCGCUCUGGGCCCGAACCUCUUCUGGCCUCCGCGUGGGGCCUGCUCUCCCCACCAAUCUCCUGCCCACCUGCUCUGCUUGGUGGCUUCUCUACCCCUUCCUGGCAUCGACUUCUCGGGUUCUCCACACACGCCGCCCCAGCUGCUCACGCUGUGUGCUCCCUGCUCCCUGUGUGAAGUCAAGCUGAUAUCCCCUCUCGGCCCCUAAGGAUCUGGUAGAGACUCUCUCCAGCUCAGAUAAGCCAGGACGCAAGUGCAACCUGUACGUGGAAAGUGAGGGAGGUUAACGGUGUCCGGCAGCUUUCCCCGGAAGGCGUGCGUUAUAUUUGGGCCGCCCUGACCGUUGGGCGGCCAGCAUCUGCCGUGCCCUCUAUCCAGCCCGCCCAGACGUGAGGCUGGAAUGGAGAAGGUGGAAGGUGAUGGAAGGUGAUGGAAGGAGAAGAAGGGCAGCAGAGGGGCUUCCGCAGAGAAGCUGAGGAGCUGACUGCUCUUUGCUGUUCUGUUUCGUGUCGCUGCAUUCCUCGUCCACCUGCACUGUGACCACGUGCCUCCACCUCUCGCUGCUGCCACAGCCCUGGCCUAGAUCCUGGCCUUUCCCUGUGACUUACGUGCCCGUCAAUGUCGGGCAGCCCGAGGAACCCUGAUGACCUACUCUCCCAAGAACCGUGUGACCCCGGCUGCCCCACAAGGGAUGAGCCCCAGGGACGCCUCGGACUUCCGUUCCUGCCCCUGCCCGGAUCAGGGCCUCCCCACCUGGCCCCGGGCAGGCUCAGCCUCGCUCUCUUGGCAGAGCCCCUGCCCAGCUGAUUUGCGCACUCUAGCUCCCCAUACAACAAGCCAAAGUUGUGGUGCAUUGUGCCCGGUGGGCGGCUUUCCAAGGUGCUCCCUGCUGAGUACCAGAGUGCCUCAUUUGCCCCCUCAGUGGCUACUUGCUUGACCAAACCCAGUCUCGUGUUAUGCCUGAGGGCUAGCC
This is a messenger RNA of Herpailurus yagouaroundi (jaguarundi), 2392 nucleotides long. RefSeq names its product cytochrome b561 family member A3 (gene CYB561A3). The record is from RefSeq and is a predicted model, not a curated record. The coding region runs from base 594 to 1325 and encodes 243 amino acids. Gene Ontology annotation, cellular component: lysosomal membrane. Lineage: Eukaryota; Metazoa; Chordata; Mammalia; Carnivora; Felidae. Gene Ontology annotation, molecular function: oxidoreductase activity. The transcript has 9 exons.